Molecule: messenger RNA, 881 nt
Organism: Papaver somniferum (opium poppy)
Lineage: Eukaryota; Viridiplantae; Streptophyta; Magnoliopsida; Ranunculales; Papaveraceae
Product: ubiquitin carboxyl-terminal hydrolase 13-like
Exons: 3
Coding region: 152-583 (143 amino acids)
Molecular function (GO): protein binding
Source: RefSeq, a predicted model, not a curated record
CAUUUCCUUAAGGUUCAAUGUGAAUACAUCCCAUUUGGAUUACGCGGACAGUUUAAAAACAAAAAGCUUAUAAAUACCCUCGCCAUACACUUCUAUUGUGUCACCCAAAACAUCUCUAUCUUUUGCUUAAUUCCAUCAAUCUUUACUGAAAAUGUCAUCUCAGAUACUUGAUUCUUAUACAUCUGUCAAGUUCCAAUGGAAGCUUAACACCUUCUCGAAGCUAGGCCCUAAACAUGAGUCUGCUGUUUUCUCUGUGCGUAAUCUGAAAUGGAAAGUGGAAGUAUACCCGAAGGGAACCAGCAAAACAUAUGAUCAGUUAGCACUUUUCCUCGUCCCAGCUGACAAGAACAAAUUGCCUUAUGCAGAGUACAGUUUCGUUGUUACAAGUCAAACCAAUAGCGCAAACAACUUUAAAGGACCAGAAGGAAAACACAAAUUCACUCGUGAUUCUGCUACCGGACGGGGUUGGUCGUCAUUCAUGCCUCUUGCCCAACUCCAUGACCGCUCAAAGGGAUAUCUGCAACACGAUACUUGUAUUAUUGAAGUUAUGGUUACUUGUCGGACAAGCGAGGCGAGAGCUUAAUCUGUAUUGACGGUGAAUUUCAUUGGUGCUUGUUGCUUGUUCACUAUCAUUAUUGAAGCUUCUAUGUAAUGGAAUCAUGAAGUCUGCAUGUGUCUCUGUCAAGUGGUGUGCUGUUGUUAUUUGGAUUGCCUUCUUUGUGGGUUAUCAGAUGUUGUUGUUGUUCGUUUCUGAUAUGUUGAUUUGUGGGCUGUAUAGUGUUACCUUCUUUGUGACAUUUCUCACUUUAAUAAAUACAAGCCUGUAACCCGGUGCAUACGCACCGGAUAUUCGUCUCUUGGGGCAUGAUGUUUUUACUUCA